GCAUAAUUUGCAGCACGUUCCCGAAAUUUUCUUAAAUUGUUUUUUUUUUAAACUGGUUAACUUGCUGGUUAGUAUUUCCUGGAGCAGAGUGAAUAGACCGGCGUCCGUUUGAUCCGACGGCAUCAUUUCGGUGACCCAGCUUGCCUCUUGUAAGGACGCAGCUGCAAGAAUCCGGAAUGUUCUCCAGAGUCUGCGAUCGUCGCGGCCUUGGUCGCGGCAGUUGGAAUGCGGUUCGGCGGAUCCGGGGGAGGUGGAGAGUACGGAGGUUAUCGGGACAGCAGGUGCGACAACAGGCAGUUUGAUUUGAGCUGCAAGAUUUAUUUUGUGAUUUUGUUUAUGUAGAUAACGAAGGUCAUCGACGUCUUCCAUUUCGAACCACUCGCCGGCUUCCGGCUUAUCCUCAACGCUCGAUGUGUCACAGCCUGCGCCAACACCGGCGGCCAACGAUCUGCUAUCGGACCUGGACCAAGGCUGGCGCCAAGUUGACCCGGUGUACGAAGGACCUUUGUCAGUUGCGGAUUCGUUCUGGAGAGGAGUUGCAACGAACUACACGACCUCCUCCCGGAACUCCUCACCGAAGAUUGACGCUACCUCGUAACCCACAAGAUCUUCCCCGACCCGGACAAGUUGCUACUUCUAGCGAUGGCGGAGGGGUUGGGAAAGCGUCCAUGGCGGUUUGGGCGGUUGCUGUUCGGCGGGUUCAAGUUCAAUCGACUGCAAUUUGAGUGGUGACCAUUGGGUGGCCUGGUGGAGAAGCGAUUCGGCGGCCCAACUCAACGAGUGUACCCUGAAAGCAAAGCGAGUCAGCGACGACGCAACGAUGCUGCCAACGCCCUGCCAAAAGAAGUUCCCGCCUUCGACCGUGAUUGCUAGUUAAAAGUAUAUUAUUUAGAAUGUAAAUUAAAGAAAAAAAUCACGUGCGUUUAAAUAUAAAAACAACCUUUGUUAGCAGCAUC
Culex pipiens pallens (northern house mosquito) is the source of this 956-nucleotide messenger RNA. RefSeq lists its product as uncharacterized. The coding region runs from base 411 to 725 and encodes 104 amino acids. Lineage: Eukaryota; Metazoa; Arthropoda; Insecta; Diptera; Culicidae. The record is from RefSeq and is a predicted model, not a curated record. The transcript is spliced from 2 exons.